ACAAAAUUCCUUUGAUUUGACAUUUAUAUAAAACAAUCUUUCUAAAAGUAACAUAUAUUGCCUUUAAAAUGCUGAAGGCUGCUUUAAUUUAAAAACAAAUAUGUUGGAUAAAAAUAAGUUGUUUAUCUACCAUACCAAAACAGACAAAGGCUUAGUGAUAAAUGUCAUCCCAAUAUAGCUGAAUCAGUCUCAGUAUCUUAUUGUAUAUUUUUGCUUGUUAAAGUGAUGCGCUUUAUAAGGACUAGGGUCAACCUGACUUAACUGGAUAUUUUGAACAAAUAAAAUUUCGCAAUAUUCUAAAAUAUGACAAUUUAUCAUCAAUUUAUUCAAAUUAGCUAUUUAAUGAAAUAAUUAAACUCUUGAAACAGAUGUUGUUGUUUAUCAAACUCGAGCGCAUCUCUAUAUUAUGUGUGAAAGAUUAGUUAAUAUCUAUAUCUUUAACCGAGACGCAGUUAUUGUCUUAACUUCUAUAUUUGGAUUUUGACAAUGUUUUCGUCAGCAGUGUUUGUCGCACUCUUCACUGUUAUAAUCAGUGUUGAAACAUCUUACGCGAUUCUAUGCUCAUCCGAGCGGCCACCAUGUCCGGAUGGAUUUUUCUGCAUGAAUAUAUCGUGCGAAAAUGUUGACAUAGGGAGAUGCACAGACAUUGACGAGUGUGAAAGCAAUCCAUGCCAAAAUGGUGGCACGUGUAAUAACUUGGUGGCAAAUUACACGUGCACAUGUCCUGAUCUGUGGGAGGGAUAUAACUGCGAGGUUUUUGCAGUAAACCCGACUGAUUGCUUUGACCUGCUCAAUGCAGGAGUAAAUACGAGCGGGAUUUACCCAAUAUAUCUCUGGUCAACUAAUACAAUGUUAGAAGUGUACUGUGACAUGGAGACCGAUGGUGGGGGAUGGACAGUUUUCCAAAACCGUUUUGAUGGCAGUCUUGAUUUCAAUAGAUCUUUCGCUGACUACGAAAAUGGUUUUGGAGUCAUUGGUAAUGAGUUUUGGCUCGGUUUAAAGUUUGUACAAGAGAUAGCGGCUCAAAGUCAGACAAAAUUAAGCAUUCAUCUGACUGACGUAAACGAUGUUCUCUACUAUAGGGAGUAUAUGGAUUUCUCCUUGACAACAUCGCUGUAUGUCCUAAACAUCGGAACAGCAAGCGGAACUCCUCUUAUUAAUACUUUUCAAACAUUAGGUUACAGCAAUGGUAUGGCAUUUACUACCUAUGACUCCGACAAUGACCUACACCUCUCAAAUUGUGCUAAUUCUGGAUCAGGGUGGUGGCAUAGAUCUUGCUUCAGGGUUAAUCUCAAUGGAAUAUAUGGAACUCCAGGACAGUUCAAUUCUGGCUAUGGAUUUGUACUUGGGAUUGUACAUUCAGGCUUUAAUUGGUGGCUCGGGUUUGAAACAUCAGUGAUGAUGAUUCGACGAGUUUAAUUGCACUGAAAAAGAGCAAAUUUACGAAAUGUAUGCGAAUGACCAUGCAGUGAUAUGCUAUGACGUCAUUGUUAAUUCUUUUAAACAAUAAAAUAUAUAGAAUGUGCGCUUGCAGUGCUGAGUAAAUUGAAUAAAGUUAUUAAAUAAAACA
Molecule: messenger RNA, 1570 nt
Organism: Ruditapes philippinarum (Manila clam)
Lineage: Eukaryota; Metazoa; Mollusca; Bivalvia; Venerida; Veneridae
Product: microfibril-associated glycoprotein 4-like
Exons: 8
Coding region: 487-1419 (310 amino acids)
Molecular function (GO): calcium ion binding
Source: RefSeq, a predicted model, not a curated record